Molecule: messenger RNA, 747 nt
Organism: Gigantopelta aegis
Lineage: Eukaryota; Metazoa; Mollusca; Gastropoda; Neomphalida; Peltospiridae
Product: dolichol-phosphate mannosyltransferase subunit 1-like
Biological process (GO): GPI anchor biosynthetic process; protein O-linked glycosylation via mannose
Cellular component (GO): endoplasmic reticulum membrane
Molecular function (GO): dolichyl-phosphate beta-D-mannosyltransferase activity
Source: RefSeq, a predicted model, not a curated record
AUGAAUCAAGAAAAUGAAGAAGAUAAGUACACAGUCCUUCUUCCAACUUAUGAAGAAAGAGAGAACCUUCCAUUGGUCAUCUGGCUGUUAGUACAACAUUUUGAAGAGAGUGGUUAUAAUUAUGAGGUCAUUAUCAUUGAUGACAACAGUCCUGAUGGAACACUAGAUGUAGCGAAACAACUACAGAAAAUUUAUGGAGAAGAAAAAAUAGUUUUACGUCCCCGCCCAGCUAAGUUAGGUCUUGGUACAGCAUAUAUACAUGGAAUAAAACAUGCUACUGGAAAUUUUAUUAUAUUAAUGGAUGCUGACCUGUCUCAUCAUCCCAAGUUUAUUCCCACUUUUAUUAAAAAACAACAAGAGGGUGAUUAUGAUAUUGUCACUGGUACUCGAUACUCAUUAGGGGGUGGAGUUUAUGGGUGGGACUUACACAGAAAAGUGAUAAGUCGAGGAGCAAAUUUUUUAGCUCAGAUUUUAUUGCGACCUUCAGCAUCAGAUUUGACAGGAAGUUUUCUUAUAUUAUGUGUUAGGUUAUAUCGUAAAGAGGUAUUGGAACAUCUUAUCUCACUUUGUAUCUCAAAGGGAUAUGUGUUUCAAAUGGAAAUGAUUGUACGUGCUCGAGAAAAUGGCUACACUUUAGGAGAGGUACCCAUAACAUUCGUAGACAGGUUAUAUGGAGAAUCAAAGUUAGGAGGUACAGAGAUUGUCUCAUACGCUAAAGGUCUUCUUCAAUUAUUUUCCUCUACUUAG